Molecule: messenger RNA, 745 nt
Organism: Photinus pyralis (common eastern firefly)
Lineage: Eukaryota; Metazoa; Arthropoda; Insecta; Coleoptera; Lampyridae
Product: protein gooseberry-neuro-like
Exons: 3
Coding region: 162-593 (143 amino acids)
Biological process (GO): regulation of transcription by RNA polymerase II; anatomical structure development
Molecular function (GO): DNA-binding transcription factor activity, RNA polymerase II-specific; RNA polymerase II cis-regulatory region sequence-specific DNA binding
Source: RefSeq, a predicted model, not a curated record
CUUUGUAAUCCAGUUUGCGUUUUGUACUCAUAGAGUUUUGUUCGUAUUAGGUGCAGAAACAAUUUUCGGGGAUUUUUCAAAUGGCAAGGUGAAAAUGUGAUGUUUGUUAAACGAGGACGAUUCGAAUUGACCAACGAUACGCUAUUAACGUGUAAUUAGAAAUGGAUAUAAGACCGAUUUUCGGCGGUUAUCCGUUUCAGGGUCAGGGCCGUGUGAACCAGCUUGGCGGAGUGUUCAUAAACGGCCGUCCACUUCCAAACCACAUACGUUUAAAGAUCGUCGAAAUGGCGGCCGCCGGUACGCGUCCCUGCGUUAUCUCGCGGCAAUUGAGGGUGUCGCACGGAUGCGUAUCAAAAAUUUUGAAUCGCUACCAAGAGACUGGAAGCAUACGACCGGGCGUAAUCGGCGGAUCGAAACCGCGCGUCGCGACCCCAGAGGUGGAAAAUCGGAUCGAGCAGCUUAAGCGUCAAAAUCCCGGAAUUUUUUCGUGGGAAAUAAGAGAGAGACUGGUCAAGGAAGCCGAUCUAAACUUGACCUCGCCAACGCCCGAAGCGGAUCCUCCUGGGGUAAGAGAACCUUCUGAUUAUACCUAAUCUAACCAUCAGAGCGCAUUGGCAUUAGUUAAUUGAAAUUUUUUUAAUGGAGAUUUACCACAUCGGCCACCCUUAUCUCAAUCGUAAUAAAUUUUAAGUAAUCCGCCGAAAGUGAUAAAUCAGGAAAUAGUUGGAAAAAAUAAAUACGCACC